GAGCUCUAUCUACAAGACAAAAACGCGCAUAAUAUAAAAAUGGAUCGAAAUAACAAAGGAGAGCGGGCACCGCAACGCGCAACUGGCAAAGCUGGAAAUUUGAAUUCCAGACACAAUCCGUUUAGUGAUUCAAAUCACUUGCCAUCGAUCCCUCUACAAUCCUCCAAUGCGCAUUCUCAGAAUCUUGAAGCAAGUGCUGCAUCCUCUUCGCGCACAUCCAACAGAAGAUCAAUAAUCAUGGCUCGAGGAGCAUUUUCUAAAGGAUUGAAUGUGUUCAAGGAAAAGGAGUUGACUCAAGGUAACCAGAGCCUGUCAAAUGCAGACUUAUCUGAGUACCUCAUUCCAUCUAAUGAUAAAGACGGACGAGGAAGUCCAACGGAGAUUAGCCAAAUGGUGAAGGGUUUGCCUUCCUUGACUCGUAGCCAAGAUAAUUCUACGUUUUCACCACGUCCAUAUGCUAUUACCCGAAAUCAAUUACCAGACAGUCACUCACGUGGGUUGAGCACAUAUACCAAUGAUAUGGACUCAUUUGGUAUGGAGAGCACGUAUGGCGAUGGACUUCAUACUACAAAAGAGAAUCAAUAUUCGUCUCAUCAUCGCGAGGGUACCCCUCCCAACAACCCAACGGUGUGCAACGACUUCUGCCAACCGCAUUCAUAUUCGGAUCGCGGCGAUGCUACCAUGGCUGGUCCUUCUACUACCCAACAACCAUAUGGUCAUUACCAGAACCCGACUUUGAUCGCCAAAGGUCCUGGUGAUAAUACUGCCCCAGUUUUUGCGAGAUCGAAUGCAUUGUCCUUCGCAAAUAAAGUACCGUACAGUGGCAAAGCUAUUCCAGAGAGCAACUUGGAUCAACUAGGUGCUCUCACUAGUCCCAAGGGCAAUAGUUCGAAAAAAGGCAAAGAUAAGAAGCCUAAGAGAAGCAAAUUCUCUCCUAACUCAACGGCGGUUUCUGCGGUCUCUGAGGAUGAACUCUACUCGGGCUUAAGCGAUAUGCACAUGGGACUUUUCCUUUCUACUUAUAAUGGAAGACGAGCCUCCCCCUCUCCUCCUAAAGCCGCUAAAUCAACUAAUUUCCCGACUGAGCUACCACCACGACCAACUCCGCGACCCCCCCUUCCGAUCAGAGUGACCGCUGAAGCAAGAGCUCAGUUUGCCGCAAGGAAACAAGACGAACGUCUAGCGUUAGAGCGGCGCUUAGCAGAACCUCAUCUAGUACGACGAUCUGUACCGAAUAAUAACAAAGGGAGCAUUGGAUUUUUUAACAAUCUGACAUCCAAUAGCUGGGUUGCAGUUGGAGCGACUCAAUUCGGGAUAGUGUCGACAGCAGUUUGCGUUGGAGUGAUAAUUGCCGUAAAGAGCACAAACGACAAACCAGGCCCUUUUAUCAUCAGCGUUCCAGUCAUCUGGUGGCUCGUUCUUAGCGUUCUUCUCUUAUUAGUUGGAAGUUCAACAUUUAUAGUAAUGCUGGUACGUGGAGUGGCCCAUAAACCUCAGGUCGGUUCCAGACGACCCACCGGAAGUCGAGAUAUUGCAGAUGGCAAUCUUAGAACUCGUGGCGAUCUGGAGAGUGGAAUUCCCGGCCCACAAUCUUUUGAAAUGGUUCCAGUUGCUCAUACACCUCGGCAGGGAACAUUUCCCUCCUUCGCUACACCCGAGACCGUUCAAAACUCAUAUGCUGAGGUUCUGAAACCUAAUGCAGACAUGUCUAGGCAAGUUCCAAACGCCAACUAUGGCUUUGAACAAGUUCCGGUGUAUGGAGCUAGAGGUGGACCAGACUUCCAGUUUCCCAGAAUGAUCAAUUCAGACCACGAGGAUUCCAACUACACUCCAGCCGUUGCAGAAUCACCUUUGACUCCCUUGCCACAGGCUAUAUUCAGCCCGGGUUUCUCUCGACAAGCCGAUUAUUUCACUACAAACCAUCAUACUCCUAGCAAACCAAGUGGAUUUCGCCCUGUCAAUGUCUCCACGCCAGAUUCUCCCUUCACCCCGACUGGAAUGCCAGCACGAACAUCAGUCAGGAGUAGAGAUAGUCUAGUAGCAGCUGCAACCCAUCGAGAUCUAGCAAUGAGAACCCUCAUGGGAGAAAGUCCAGUCCAAGAAAACUCACUUGACAUCACCGACAUCUGGAACGGAUAUCAAAGCACGAUUGAUCCCGCAACACUAUCACAAACGCCCAUGUAUGCAUACAUGCCAUCUCCACAUCCUCUGCGCCAUACGCCAAAAACCCUACAAUACCAAGCUGCCAGUACAUUCGUACCUAUGGACACUAUCCAAUCAAGACUUAGCUCAAGGAUUGACUUGGACAUGGCAAUUCCACCCACCCUUAAGCGUGUCGAAACCGAAGGUCCUCUGGAGAAGUUGGAAAAGAGUCUCAGUCACCAGAGCGCGCAGAUUGCAUUAGGACAGCAGCAUCCUCAAUCACCCGAUCCCGAUGAGCGACCCCGCAAAAUCUGCCAUAAACGCAUCGUAGACGGCAAGCUCAAGCAGUAUGGAUCACGAGAUGAGAAUUCCGAAGGUGAUUUUGCUACAGCUAGUAGUAGUGGCAGCAACGUACAUCGGCAACGGCCAGAGGCAAUCGACUACAGAGAUGUGGCACAGGCUACUAUCGGCACUCUAGCUUCUCGAAUAAAUACCGAGGAAAGUUCAGCACCGGAUAAUAUCGAUGUAGCUGAUUCUACCUUUUCAUCAAGAAACCCCUACCGCGAUAGCAUGAAUGAUGGCGACAACAACCAGGGCAAUAUGGAGACGUUACCUGCUACAUACUACACUGGUAAUGGCAAGGGUAAAGGUCGUGCCUUUGAUUAAUACUCUCUGAUUAUUCUUCUUUUUUCAAAGUCGAAAACUGCAAGGUAUUAUCUAGACGGCCAACAUUCAUCCUAGUGUUUCGAAAUCACAUCACAAUUCA
Molecule: messenger RNA, 2908 nt
Organism: Botrytis cinerea B05.10
Lineage: Eukaryota; Fungi; Ascomycota; Leotiomycetes; Helotiales; Sclerotiniaceae
Exons: 3
Coding region: 40-2808 (922 amino acids)
Source: RefSeq, a predicted model, not a curated record